AUGGCUGAAUCUCUUGAACUGCAUUGCAAGAAUGAGGAGUUUGGUUGCCCUGAGAUCAUCCCUUACCACACCAAGCUCAUGCAUGAAGACUCGUGUAACUUCAGACCAUACAACUGCCCAUGGUAUGGAUGUCCGUGCUCUGCUCUUGGGGAUAUUCCACUCUUUGUUUCUCACUUGACAAAUUAUCACAAGGCAGUCAUGCUCUAUGGCUGCAAGUUCAAACUUGAAUUUUUGAUAGAAGAUCUCUAUAAAUACCAAAGCUACAAAUGGGAUGUAACUAUCAUCAAUUGUUUUGACAAACACUGUUGUCUCCAUGCUGAAACCUUCCUUAUAGGGUCGACUCCCAUUUACAUGGCAUUCCUCAGCCUGAUAGGCAACCAAGUAGAGGCCGACAACUACAGCUACAACCUGGAGAUAGGUGGAAAUGGGUGGAAGCUUACUUUUGAGGCCAUCCCAUGA
Molecule: messenger RNA, 459 nt
Organism: Vitis riparia (riverbank grape)
Lineage: Eukaryota; Viridiplantae; Streptophyta; Magnoliopsida; Vitales; Vitaceae
Product: E3 ubiquitin-protein ligase SINAT3-like
Exons: 2
Coding region: 1-459 (152 amino acids)
Biological process (GO): ubiquitin-dependent protein catabolic process; multicellular organism development
Cellular component (GO): cytoplasm
Molecular function (GO): ubiquitin protein ligase activity; zinc ion binding; protein binding
Source: RefSeq, a predicted model, not a curated record